CACUUCAGCCUGGUCUCAAGAGGUUACCUUUGGAUGCAGGCACUGAAGCAUAGGCCACUCGCAUCACCGUGGUUUCUCGUAGAAGCCAUCAACAAGGAAAGUAAAAGUCGCAAAAUGGCGCCAAAGAAGAAGCCAGAGUCCGAUCCCAGUGGAAUGUUCUCAGGCAUGGUGGUGUUCUUGGUUCCCAAAGGAGUCCAAGUCCGUCGACUCCAGAUUUGGAAGGAGAGGUUGGUGCAAAUGGGGGCUGUGAUAGAGGAGCGCCUCUGCAAACGGGUCACUCAUGUUUUUGCUAUGAACUCAGAUGCGCUUCUUCAACAACUGGAUAGGGAACGUUUGGCACGUUUUAAAGGGAGAGUUCUCAUUUAUCAAUGGCUCGAGGACUGCUUGAAAUCAGGGGAGAUAGUAUCUGAAGAUAUGUAUGUGCUGAACUUGAACUCUCAAGGAAAACCUGAAAAGUCUUGGGACCUUCAACCAUGUCAGAGCGAUCCUCAGCAAUUGCAUAAUAAUAAAAAGACCAAAUACACGGAAAUUGUAAAUAAUGAAAGUAACGAUCAGGGAGGAAAAAAUGUUUCACUUUUAUCAACAAGCAGCCAUGAGGAAGGUGAUAGUUUAAGUUAUGGAAAUACAAGACCUCAACACCUUGAUUCUGAAAUUGACGAUUCAUCUUCAUCAUACUGUCCACCUGAUCAAAACAAAAACAUAACAGAGAUAUUUGGGAAACUUGUAACCAUAUAUAGAGCAUUGGGAGAUGAUCGAAGGUCCUUUAGCUAUUACAAGGCUAUUGCUGUAAUUGAGAAGUUGCCAUUUAAAAUUGAAAGUGCUGACCAGAUAAACAACCUACCAUCUAUUGGAAAAUCAUUGAAAGAUCAUAUUCAGGAGAUCAUAACUAGUGGGAAGUUAUCCAAAUUAGAACACUUUGAAGCAGAUGAGAAGGUAUUAUAACCAUUAAACCUCGGUAGUCAGAGAUCUAAAAUAAAUUGUAUUAAUAAUGAAUUUUUAUAGCUUUAAUGGUUCAUAUUAUAUCUUUACCCAUGAUCCUUGUACAACUGCAAUUUUUUAUUUCUUUUCCAUAAUGUUAAAUUAUAUGUACAUUGACUCUAGUAAUCAUUUAUCGUAGAGCUUGAUAGCUCUUAGAAAGUGGAUUUAAGACUAAUUCAAUCCUAUAAGUUUGUUAAAUUAGGUUUGUACCCAUCUAUAUAUUGUAAUUUGCCUAUAUCUCUCUAGUCAUAGUAGGAUCUCAAACAUGUUCCCUCACACCAAGGACUAGAUGUCUCAAAUAUAUUUGUGGAUGGUCCUAGAUUGUUAAUGCUGCAACCUUUCGUCCAGUGAAUCCCUCUCAAGCAAAUUUAAACAUUUUGAGCAAUCUCUCUCAAGCCUGGCAGGUAAUGAACUCUGCUGGCUUAAAUGGUGGAACCUCUAUGGGACUUCUGUCAAUGGGUUAGACUCUUUUUGCCAUGCACAUGUUAAACAUAAUAUCUAGUGGGAUGCUAUUUUCUGAACCCACGGUUCAGUGUAUCUUCAUCUAGACAGUUAGGAAUAACAUCACUAACCCUGGGUCUCUUUUCUGUUCCUACACAUGUUGGACAGAAUCCCGGGCUCGGUUCAUUAUCUUCCAACACUUCUAAUUUGUCUUCAAGAUCAAACAUUGGGAUUUCAUUACCAUUGGGUAAUCUUCAAGGGGCUGUUUGUAUGGGACCACAGGUGUCUAGUAUUAGCCAAGGAAACCUUUUAGGGCCCCAAAUGGUGCAAGGUGGGGGUUCCCAUUCUGUAUUAAGGGCAUUG
Molecule: messenger RNA, 1782 nt
Organism: Vigna umbellata (rice bean)
Lineage: Eukaryota; Viridiplantae; Streptophyta; Magnoliopsida; Fabales; Fabaceae
Source: RefSeq, a predicted model, not a curated record